UAAUGUUGUAGGGAAUUAGGUGACUGUCUUUUGGAAAGCUGACUUUUAAAAAGCCACAGGCAGACCAUGCUAUGACGACUUCUUCCCUGAUCCUGCAUCCACACUGGGCGGAUACCUUCAUGUACGUGUAUGAAACAAGCCCGAAUGAAAAGACUCUCAAGAAAAGCCCAGACAUGGAGGGACUGAGUGGGAACUGUCCAAGCACUCACUGCCGGGAUUUUAUUUCUCACCCAGCACUGGGGCGCCAUUCCAGCUCCAUAGGGAGCCACCAAGGACCUGUGUACACGGAUAUUACCUCCUCCGAGGCUGGCACCAGGCAGUGCCCCGGACCCACGUCUUCUUCCAACGCCUCCCUGGGUUAUGCCUACCCGUUUGGAAGCAGCUACUACGGCUGCAGGUUGUCCCAGUCUCACAACGUCAAUUUGCACCAGAAACCCUGCUCUUACCACCCAUCCGACAAGUACCCCGAGCCCAGCAACUCCCUACCCAGCGAGGACUUCUCUUCCAGAGCCAAAGAAUUUGCCUUUUACCCUAGUUUUGCCAGCUCUUACCAGGCAGUGCCCGGCUACUUGGACAUGUCAGUAGUCCCGGGGAUCAGUAGCCACCCGGAACCUAGGCACGACACCCUCAUCUCUAUGGAGGGCUAUCAGCACUGGGCGCUACCCAACGGCUGGGACGGCCAAGUCUACUGCUCCAAGGACCAGUCCCAGCCCAGCCACCUAUGGAAGGCACCUUUCCCAGAUGUGGUGCCUCUCCAGCCAGAAGUGAGCAGCUACCGCAGGGGCAGGAAAAAGAGGGUCCCCUACACCAAAAUCCAGCUGAAGGAGCUAGAGAAGGAAUAUGCAGCCAGCAAAUUCAUUACCAAAGAGAAGAGGAGGAGGAUUUCCACAGCCACCAAUUUGUCUGAGCGCCAGGUUACCAUAUGGUUCCAAAACCGGAGAGUCAAAGAAAAAAAAGUCGUCACCAAAUGUAAAACCUCUCAUCUCCAUAACACCUGACAAAAGGGGGGACACGAGUACCCCCAAACCUCCUCCACCAUCUCCCCCUGAACAAAUAUUUAUCUCAUUCCCAUGUAUAAGACAUUUCUCCAAAUGAACUAUGGAUUAUUUAAUAUAGACAUGGAAUGCAAGUCACAGACUCUACCACUGGUCUCAGCACCCCAAACUUCAAGCUCGUCCUUGCAUCCCCAACUGUGAAUACACAGGGGCCUGAGGCUCUGUAGGCUCCAUGCAUAUAUAAAUAUAUACAGAAAGAAAUAAAGAUAUAUAGAUAUAUUUAAAUGUCAAACAGCUCUUAUCCUAAGGCCGGGACAUGGUCACUGUCAUGGAGAGACUUGGUGACACCAGACAUCUGUCUUUUUCUUCCAUCUUCUGGAGUCUUAAUUCAUUAUUAAUAAUAAUAAUAAUAUGCCGUGUAAAUAAGGUGCAUUUGUAAAACACGUUUUGUUGAGUAUGCUUGAAUAACUUGUAAAGUCGCACCACUAUGUUCUUUCUGCUGGGCGAUUCAGCAUUCACUUGCAGCAAGAACUUGGUGCUUAACUGCUCUAGAACCUCAAGAACGUUCUCUGCUAGAACGCUGAUCCUUCCUGUAGUGUCUGCCUAGGAGGCUGCACAGGGCAGAAGUAGGUCUGGAGCAGGCUCCACUUUUAGGACCAUCAGUAUUAUGAUACGGGGUAGAUAUUACAUCCAGAUUUGCAUUAUUUUGGGAAGUAUGAGUUUGUUUCAGUCAUAUUGAUUGGACGCUAUCCUUUGCUAUUUGCUGUAUGGGGAUGUUCACAUUGUUGUUGUUUUUAUCUUUUUUUUUUUUUUUUUCUUGGUAUGGAAUAUACUCAAUACCAGUCUUAGCACUGCUACAAGUGUCCAGGAAAACAGGAUGUGCCCAAGGUAUGCUGUAUAGAUCUCAUUUUUUUUUUGUUGUCGUGUAUAAUGUAUAGUAUUGUGGUGUCUGAAUAUUAUCUGUAAUGGAAGAAAAUUCAUUUCUUGAAAUAAAUAUCAUCUGACUUGA
Molecule: messenger RNA, 2004 nt
Organism: Bufo gargarizans (Asiatic toad)
Lineage: Eukaryota; Metazoa; Chordata; Amphibia; Anura; Bufonidae
Gene: HOXC13
Product: homeobox C13
Exons: 2
Coding region: 72-998 (308 amino acids)
Biological process (GO): regulation of transcription by RNA polymerase II
Molecular function (GO): DNA-binding transcription factor activity, RNA polymerase II-specific; RNA polymerase II cis-regulatory region sequence-specific DNA binding
Source: RefSeq, a predicted model, not a curated record